Molecule: messenger RNA, 1707 nt
Organism: Gavia stellata (red-throated loon)
Lineage: Eukaryota; Metazoa; Chordata; Aves; Gaviiformes; Gaviidae
Gene: SOWAHB
Product: sosondowah ankyrin repeat domain family member B
Exons: 2
Coding region: 1-1707 (568 amino acids)
Molecular function (GO): protein binding
Source: RefSeq, a predicted model, not a curated record
AUGGCGCGGGAGCUGAGCCAGGAGGCCGUGCUGGACUUCCUCUGGGGGGCCGGGGGCCGAGCCCCCAACACGGCUCUGCUCCGCCACUUCCAGCGCUUCCUCCGCGACCCGGCGCUGACGGAGCAGCAGCGGCGGGAGCGCCGCGAAUACUUCAAGAGCCUCGUCAAUUCCCUGGCCACCGUCCACCCCGCCGCCGCCCCCGGCGCCUCCAAGGACGUCGUCCUCCGCCGCAGGUACCGCGACCUCCUCGAUGAGGAGCUGCCGCCGCCGGAGGAAAAGCAGGAGAAACAGGAGGAAGAGAAGGAGCCGCCGCCCCGACGCGACCCCGGCCGGCGGCGCGGCCCCCCAGGGGAGGCGGCGGCGAAGGAGCGGCCCGGCGGAGGGCAGCCCCCGGGGGCCGCCGUCGCGGGGGGCUGCGCCGCCCGGGGCCGCGGCGGACCCUGCUGCGAGUGCCGCCGGGCCCGCCGAGCCGCCGCCGCCGCCCCCCCGGUGCUGUCCCGCACCGAGCUGCCCCUACCCCGGUCCCCGCCGCCACCCCGAGCCGAGUCACCCCCGUCCCGGUCGCUGCCGUUGCUGUCCGCCCCAGGGGUGCUGCCCCUGUCCCGGUCCCUGCAGGCCCUCCCUGCCAGCCCCUCCCCAUCCCCACCGCUUUUGUCAGGCCCCGCGGUGCUACCCUCCACCCGGCUGCCCCCAUCACAGUCCAGGUCCCUGCAGCAACUCCCCACCGGGCCCUCCCCAUCCCUGCCAAGGGGAUCCAGGGUGCUGACCCCAAAUGGACCAAACCCAUGUCAAGCCCUGCUGCUGCACUCGUACCAAACCCUGCCACUGCCAUCAGGUCCUGGGGUGCUGCCCCCCACCAGGCCACCCCCAGCCCAGUCCCCACCACACUCCCCCACCCAGCCACCCCCUGCCCGGCCACCCCCAGCCCAGUCCUUGCUGCCAGCACAGGGACCCGCACCACUCCGGGCCCCAGAGAGAAGCCCCCCAGCACCGCUGCCUGUCUUCAGGAGCAUCAGGUGCCAGCUUGCUUUGUUGGAGGUGCAGGGUAUCCCCCCAUCGCUGCCAGAGGACUGUGGGCGGCAGCCCCGCACCAUGCCCUCCAAGAGCUCCACUAGGAACGUCCCAAGCCGGGGGCUGUCGGUGCCGCUGGGGCAGCGGGAGCACGCCUGGCUAGUGGCGGUGUCAGCAGGGUGCUGGGCCCGGGUGCGGGGGCUCUUCCUGGAAGAGCCGGAGUUGGCCCUGCAGCGGGACUUCAUGUCAGGCUUCACAGUCCUACAUUGGCUGGCCAAGCACGGUGAUGGGCCAGGCCUGCAGGAGCUGGCAGCAGCGGCGCGGCAGGCUGGACUGGCCCUGGACGUGGACGCCCGCUCGGGCUGCGGGUACACUCCGCUGCACCUGGCCGCCAUACACGGCCACCAGCUCGUCAUCAAGGUGCUGGUGCUGCAGCUGGGGUGCCAGGUGCAGGUGCGGGACAGCAGUGGGCGCAGGCCCUGGGAGUAUCUGGGCAGCUCCACCUCGGGGGAGAUCUGGCAGCUCCUGGGGGCACCCCGAGGCACGAUUAUGUUCCCCACACAGCCCCUGGCCCGCAGCGUGUCCUCUGUCAGCAAGGUCUCGCUGUCUGCUGGCAGGGCAGCGCUGCCUGCCUGCCUCAGGCCGCAGCAUGGCCGUGGGGCAGCAUCCCACCUACCCGGCAGUGAGAGUGACUGA